Molecule: messenger RNA, 1790 nt
Organism: Aphanomyces astaci
Lineage: Eukaryota; Oomycota; Saprolegniomycetes; Saprolegniales; Verrucalvaceae
Exons: 5
Coding region: 161-922 (253 amino acids)
Biological process (GO): sphingolipid biosynthetic process; very long-chain fatty acid biosynthetic process; fatty acid elongation, saturated fatty acid
Cellular component (GO): endoplasmic reticulum membrane
Molecular function (GO): fatty acid elongase activity
Source: RefSeq, a predicted model, not a curated record
CUCAUUUCGAGAUUUACCAUGGAGGGUUUCCAUGCUUCCGCCGCCGAUGCCCGGCUGCCGUAUCUCCACGAGCAGUACCCCCGCCUGGCCGUGCUGUAUCCGUUCGCCUUCGAAAACACAUUCGUACGGCUAUCCUCUCCCAUCAGCUGAACACGUGUAGAUGCUGACGUGGGAAGCACAAUUCUGCCGCUCGACGAUGCAUCUCUGCGUGGCGUUGUGUGCUGCAUACUGCUUCUCGUGCUACUUUGGGAAGCAAAUCAUGCGUUCUCGCGAAGCCUUCGACAUGACUCCGGUGUUAGCACUGUGGAACUUGAGUUUGUCUACCUUCAGCGCAUGUGGGGCACUUCGAACGGUGCCGUUUCUUCUCCAUUCCAUCUACCAUCACGGGGUGUACCAUUCCGUGUGCAGCGACGCGACAGCGCACUACGGAAACGGUCCUGUGGGGCUUUGGGUCUCCAUGUUCAUCUUCUCCAAGAUUCCUGAGCUUUUUGACACGUUCUUUGUCGUCAUUCGCAAGAAGCCGUUGCGAUUCUUGCAUUGGUACCAUCACAUCACGGUGUUGCUCUUUUGCUGGCAUGCGUACUCUGUGCGCUCAUCAAGUGGCCUCUACUUUGUUGCGAUGAACUAUACCGUCCACGCUGUCAUGUACAUGUACUAUUUCCUCACAGCCGUGGGGUAUCGUCCUCGGUGGGCAUACCUUGUCACAACGUUGCAAUUGAGUCAGAUGGUGGUGGGUGUCGCCGUCUGCGCCGCAAGUGUUAUCUACCUGUCGACCUCGUCGUCGUCUUCCACGACUACAUGCCAUGCCAACCGAACGAACCUUCAAUACGGCAUCGUCAUGUAUGCGAGCUACUUUGCGCUGUUUUUGCACUUUUUCAUCCAACGCUACAGCACAACCACCACUUCCAAGAAGUCCCAGUAACGCCAGCCAUUUCGUGUUCCCAUCCCGACUAUAAUCAAUCGUGUCCCCAUGGUACCACAAUACCCUCCCUUCCCAAGACUAUUCAAUGUUGAUCGUGUUCAAGUACGCGACCAUCUCCUUGAUCAUGCGCUUGUCUGCUCGUUUGCGGUGCUUGACCAUCAACUGCAGUCGCGACCACGCCGUCCGAAUGUUCCCGUCCAUCUCUACAUGCGUCUUCGUCUUCGACACCAACUGAUGCGCCGUCUGCAAGUCGGAUUUCGCUUGCGACGUGUCGUGCGUCGCCAUACUUAGCACGCCCCUACAUCCACCCCUCGAUGAGGCAUACAUAUCCCACAUACACUCAAAGAGACGAAAGAUCACCUCAAGUAGAGGGCGGGGAUGUGCUCGGACGACACUGUCAAUGCAAACGUCAGGCACUCGAUCGCGUCCUGGGUGCAGCCCAACGCGUGCAAACACUUGGCACUGUUCAUGCAUAGGUGCAACCUUAGAUCUGCGAUCGCUGACGUUUCCACGGGCAGCAUGUGCACUUUGUGGAUGGGAACGUUGUCGGCUUCGGUGCCGUUGUCAAACAUCACGUCCACCACGUCCUCGUUUACGUCGCUCACCAUCCCCACCAGCCAUGCGGUGCCCUGCUGCACCUACAGUACAUCACUUGAGGUUUGUAUAGGUGCAGAAUAGGCAUACAACGUACUUUGACGGGGUGCCCCACAGUCAAUUUCACUGCCGUCGGUCGUCGCGACGCAUUGAACGCUUCCGACACGGUCAACGUGGACAGCGCCACGCGGUAAAACGACCGCGCCGCCGUGUAAUUUCCUACAGCAUAUAAUUGGAUCAGUCCUGUACCCAUACAAAUAGCCAUAUAAAAAGC